Colletotrichum graminicola M1.001 is the source of this 2040-nucleotide messenger RNA. Its product is annotated as FAD binding domain-containing protein. Gene Ontology annotation, molecular function: FAD binding. The transcript is spliced from 8 exons. The record is from RefSeq and is a predicted model, not a curated record. Bases 1 to 2040 code for a protein of 679 amino acids. Lineage: Eukaryota; Fungi; Ascomycota; Sordariomycetes; Glomerellales; Glomerellaceae.
AUGACGGCUCUUCCCGACAGCGAAGUCGAUGUUCUCAUCAUCGGCGCCGGCCCAGCGGGGCUGAUGCUCGCGUUGUGGUUAUCUAGACUUGGUGUCAAGACGCGCAUCGUAGACAAGAGGACCUCCAGAAUCUACUCGGGACAGGCAGACGGCUUCCAAGUGAGGACUCUCGAGAUCCUAGACAGCUUUGGUGUCGGAGAGCGCGUAUGGAAAGAAGCAAACCGCAUGCUAGAGGUUUCCUUUUGGAACCCGGACAAGAGCGGCAAAAUCGCACGCAGCGCUCACGUCGCAAACACCAUCCCCGGUCUCUCUCGCUUCACUGAGUCUGUGCUACACCAGGGCCGCAUCGAGCAGUUUUUCCUUGAAGCCAUCCGCGCCUCCUACGCCUCUGCCGCGGACGCCCUGCACGUUGAGCGCAUGGUGAUUCCCACGUCACUCGAGAUCGACGAGAGCAAGGCCGAGGACCCGGACGCGCACCCCGUGACGGUGACGCUGAGGCAUCUGACUGAGGAGGAGGCGACGCCGACGCAGAUGCUGAGCAACCUCAACGACGGCCUCUUUAGGAGCAACCUCGCAGACGACGACGUGGGUGAAAUGCUGGACCGCUCCAAGGGGCGGGAGGCGAGGGACGAGAUUGUGAGAGCGAAGUAUGUCGUCGGGUGCGAUGGGGCGCAUUCUUGGACGCGGAAGACGCUCGGGGAGGGGUUCGAGAUGAAGGGCGAGACGACGGAUGCUAUUUGGGGCGUGAUGGACAUCGUUCCCAUCACAGACUUUCCCGAUAUCCGAUUCCGGACCAUAAUCAACAGCACCUCGGGCGCAGUCAUGGUCAUCCCGCGCGAGAACAGAAUCGUCCGUCUCUACAUCCAGCUCAAGGAGGUCACAGCCGGCGGCGGCCGCGUCGACAGAUCCCAAAUCACGCCGGACUUCAUCUUCAAGUCAGCACAACAGAUCUUCAACCCGUACAAGCUCGAAUAUCACUACUGCGAUUGGUGGACGGCAUACCAGAUCGGUCAGCGGACGGGUGACAACUUCAGCAAGCUCAACCGCGUCUUCCUCGCGGGAGAUGCUGUACACACGCACUCCCCCAAGGCGGGCCAGGGCAUGAACGUUUCGAUGCAGGACAGCUACAACCUCGGCUGGAAGAUCGGCCUGGCCUGCAAAAACAUCCUCCCCCGCCACGCCCUUGCGACGUACGAGCUCGAGCGCAAGAAGAUCGCCAAGGACCUCAUCGCGUUCGACGGCAAAUUCUCCAAGCUGUUCACGGGCCGCCCUGCCAAGGACAUCCAAAACGAGACGGGCGUCACCGACGACGAGCUGCAGCAGGCGUUCCACAAGAGCCGAAUGUUCACGAGCGGCGUCGGUGUAGACUACCAGCCCACCGUCUUCGUCGCCAAAGAGGCCGAAGAAACCGACCAGGACUCCGGACUGCGGAAGAGCGCCGCGGAGAGCACGCCGUCCCUCGCCGCCAACUGCAAGCUCGGCCAGCGCUUCCCGUCGCACAAGGUCAUUAGCCAGUCCGACGCCCGCCUGUGGGAGCUGCACCACAAGAUACCCUCCGACGGGCGCUUCCGCCUCGUCGUCUUCGGCGGUGACAUCUCACGGGGGCCCCAGCGCGACAGCGUCAACGCCCUCGGCGCAUGGCUGUCGUCGUACCUGCCUGGGCUGCCUACGAUCGGCCUUUCGCCCUCGUCGGACCCGCAUGGCGGGUCGAUGAAGUUCAAGACGGACGCGGACCCGUCCAUCGUGGACGUUCUGCUCGUGCACACGGCGCCGCGGGACGAGGUCGAAGUGCUGAGGGACGUGCACGAGGCGUACCACCCGUUCGACAGCAAGCUCGGCUGGGACUACGACAAGAUCUUCGUGGACGGGGAGACGAUGUACGAGGAGCCCCAGAAGGCGUACGAGAAGUACGGCAUCGACCGGGUCAAGGGGGCCGUCGUUGGGCUACGUCCGGAUGGUUAUGUCGGGCUCGUCACCUCGGUGGACCAUGGCGGCCAGGAGCAGAUCCAGAAAUGGCUUGACGGCGUCUUCCAUGGCUGA